AGCUUCGGGAUCUUGGCCGGAUCAAAGCCCGGGGGGUAAUAUUUGUUCAGCACUUUCCGUUCCGCCAUCGCUGCGGCUUCUCCCGAUCCCUGGUGCUGCCUCCACGCUGCUCACCCCACGUUGGGCACCAAUUUGUAGCAGUGUGGGGUUUAGAUGGUGGAAGCUGCUACCCAGUUCCCAAGAAGCACCUUGUCUUGGUUUGAAAAGUCUGAUAAGGAAGGCAGGAGCCUCACCUGAAAUGGAAAAUGUAAACAGCUGUAGUUCUGCUGGAGCAGGGAUCCUGGACAAGGCUGGAGUUUCCCUCUGAAGCUCCAGGGCUGGUGUGGAUGGGCCUGGGCUUCCUCUGGGAAUGCAGUGGGGCAGAAAGCUGCUCCUCUGGGAAUGCAGUGGGGCAGAAAGCUGCUCCUCUGGGAAUGCAGUGGGCAAAGGCUGCUGUGGUGUUCCAGGUGUCAGAUUGUAUCCAGGUAGGAAUGCUUGGCUCCAGAUUAUAUCCAGGUAGGAAUGCUUGGCUCCUCCCCUGGGCGGAGCAUCUCCCCAUGGGAUGGUGGAAUUUUAUCAGUGUGACUCAGUGGCCCAUGAACAUAAGAUAAUUAAUAAUUAAUGGCCCGUUAACAGAAGAGAUCUCCUGGAGGGAGGAUUGAUUGUGGGAGAGAUAAAGAAAACUGCCCAGUUAACAGAAGAUAACUGCUCCACCCCGACAGAUGGAAACAGAAUACACAACUAAAUCUUUCAAUCCAAGACACAUGCCCUGUGUAAACCUGCUUGGGCAAAUUCAGGCAAAGCAGUCAAGUCCACACACCACACUCACCAUGGUUAGCUCAGCCAAGAGAGGCAACGAGCGCCUUUUGUAUGAUAUAUUCCAGUGAGGUUUAUUCCAGCACGCCGAGGGACAACCAGGGACAAAAGACGAGACCGUGUGGUGUGCAUAAUCCGAAGUAUGGGGUCAGCAGGCACUGACCUGAGAGCUCGGGGGCAGCACAAAGGGCAGGCGAGGCAGGCACCAGGGGUGCCACAACCAGUGAGGAAACAGGGAAAGCAGAAGUCCCUAGAAUUUGGGAUAUUUGGGGAAGGCAAGCUGGGAGGAUCAGUGUUGUGAGGCUCCAUGGGGAAGUCCUCUCUUUCAGGCUAGGGGGGGAAAACUCUGUGGUAGAUCUUUCCAGGGUGAAGCCUGGAGGUUUCAAAGGAUUCCACACAAAGGGCUCUGAUUUACCUGGCUGAACUGGAGGUACUGUGGAAGGGGAUAGGAAGGAUGUUGUUCCCUCCCUCAUCCUGCCAGGAUUUUGGCUGGAGAAGGUGCUCAUGCAGGCAGAGGGGCAGUUGGAGUGGGAUUUCAACAUGAAAGGCAUCUUCUCCCUCUUCUCUACCUCCCAAAGUCCCUGGGUUCUUUUAAAACCUCCCUGCUCUUCUCUUUACUUGCUUCAGUGCAGACCAUGACUUUGAAGAAUGGUGCCUUUUGCCAUAGGCCAGUAGCAGUUUCCUACCCCAAAAAAGCUCUGCAACCCAAUUCUCAGUCCCACACAACCUGCCUGGGGCAGGUUCCUCCUCUCUUUUCCUUCUCAUCCAAGAAAAGGAAGUCAGUUUUCACCCACAGACAGCAGAGCCUCCCCACCACCUGUGCAGGUGCUCUGUCUCCUUCCAGGAGCUCUGCACAGCAGCUCAGGAGAAGUGGGGGCAGAGAUCAGGAGCUGACACAGCAGGGGAGGGCAGGCUGAGUAUUCCAAGCUAAAAUGCAGCUGGAGAUAGACAGAACUGGGUCUGGUCCUGUCCAACCCUUGGACCACUGCACGAGGAGGAGGAGGAUUUGUUCCCUGGGAAAGAAGCAGCCAUGAACCUCAAACUCCUUCCUGCCUCUCCCCCUGUGGGAAAUACCCAAGGCUUUGCACUGCUCCAGCUGCUCCUCCUGUGUUUCUGCUCCUCCUCCCUCUGUGUUUCUGGGGUGGGACGGGGGUGUCCAAGGGAAGGUGUUUCUCCCAUUUCGGAAAGUGCCAGGAACCUCUGUGCCUGUAGGGUCUGAUCCUGUGGCCUGGCAGCCCGAGCCCCUCCCUGGGUGCCCACCUGUGUCCCUGUGAGCUGCAGGCAGUCAGGGAGGAGCUGUGGGCACUGGGAAUGCAGCAGGGCACGGGAAUGAGUGCUGGGAAAAGGGAGAGGAAUUCCUCAGGCGGGCAUUAACGGGGGAGGUGCAGAGCCAACAUCUCCCACGGGAGCCAGGGCCCCUCUCUGGCUCCCACCCACACAAACAUCCCGUUCUUGGCCCUGUGCCCCUGCAGGGACGGCUGUUGGUGCUCCCCACACAAGUGCCAAUGUUUAUAUGGAUCCCAUGGACCCUCCUUCCCACCUCUCCCUCCUCUCCCGUCGUGUCUCACCGCCUCCCUCAGCCCCCUCUGCCUUAGUCAGCUCUGCCUUGUUUUGCUCUAAAAGCCUGAAUGAUUUGCACUUGAAUAUAAAACGUUACUCUCAGAGCUCAGCAGGUUGUACCAGGUGUGCAGCCCUGCCAGCAAUAGGUGCUUCCACAUCUCCUGUUCCCAGCAAUCCCUGUUCUGUUCCUACAUCUCCUGUUCCCAGCAAUACCUGCUCCCUCCUUUCCUGCCUUUCCAGCAAUAAGUGCUUCCACAUUUCUUGCCUUUCUAGCAAUACCUGUUCUGUUCCCUCAUCUCCUGCCUUUCCAGCAAUACUUGCUCCGCCCAUCUCCUGCCUUUCCAAGAAUAUGUGUUCCCUCACCUCCAGCCUUUCCAGCAAUUCCUGUUCUAUUCCUUCAUCUCCUGCCUUUCCAGCAAUGGGUGCUUCCAUAGCUCCCAUUUCCAGCAAUAUCUGCUCUUUCCAUCUCCAGCCUUUCCAGCAAUUCCUGUUCCCUUAUCUCCUGCCUUUCCAGCAAUACCUGUUCCCUCAUCUCCUGUUUCCAGCAAUACCUGUUCCCUCAUAUCCUGCCUUCUCAGGAAUAUCUGUUCCCUCAUCUCCUGCCUUUCCAGCAGUACCUGUUCCCUCAUUGCCUGCCUUUCCAGGAAUGCUUGUUCCCUCAUCUCCAGCCUUUCCAGGCAUACCUGUUCCCUCAUCGCUUGCCUUUUCAGGAAUACCUGUUCCCUCAUCUCCUGCUUUUCCAGCAAUAAGUGCUUCCACACCUCUUGCCUUUCUAGCAAUACCUGUUCUGUUCCCUCAUCUCCAGCCUUUCCAGGCAUACCUGUGCCCUCAUCGCUUGCCUUUUCAGGAAUUCCUGUUCCCUCAUCUCCUGCCUUUCCAGCAAUAAGUGCUUCCACACCUCUUGCCUUUCUAGCAAUACCUGUUCUGUUCCCUCAUCUCCUGCCCUUGCAGCAGUGGUGUUUCCAUCUCUCCUGCCCUUGCAGCAGUGGUUGUUUCCAUCUCUCCUGCCCUUGCAGCAGUGCCUGCUCCCUCAUCUCCCAUUUGCAGCCAUCCCUGCCCCUCCCAGCCCCAGGAGCCAAGGUGUGCAGGGCUCCCCUGCUGCUGGAGCCGAGUGGGGCUGCAGGAGCGUGGAGCAGCGAUGGAGGCUCCGUGUCUGUCCUACAGCGUUCAGCAGGUGCCUCCCUGUGCUUGGGAAAGGCGUCUGACAGUUGCUCCUGUCUCUGUUCUCUGUUUCCCCACCCUGCUGGGCUGAAGAUUUGGGGUUUCACCACACAGAUUUUGUUCUGUGCCUAAGAGCAGCACAGCAGCGCUGGAGUGGAGUCUGUAGUGUUAGUGUUAAACCUCCACCUUCCCAAGGGAAUGGUUCUGAGGACCUAAAUGCUUCCUCAGAGAGGGAGGGGGUGAGGAAGAGAAUUGGGGAAAUGUUCUCAAGUUGCCCAUCUGGGAUUUAUCUCCAUGUUCAGUGACUGAAUCUCUAUUAAGUGAUUUAUUUGGGAUCCCAGGGGCAGGAGCAGUGUUCCUGCUCCGUGUCCUGGCUGUGCCCUGAGCUCUGUCCCUCUCUGCUGAGCCCAGCACACCCCCAGGGUUUUCUGGGCCAGCAGCAGCUUCUCCCUGUUCUGUUUUAAACAGCCAUAACCAUGCCUGUGCUUUUGCCUUUCUCCUGGAGUUUGUUUUUCCACGAGGCUGCAGCAGGGUGCUGUGCUCUGCCUUUGCUGCCAGCCCACAGCUGUGUUUUUUGCUUUGCAAGAACUUUGGCCAAUUUCUUUUCCCCUUGCCUGGUCCUCCUGGCCACGUGUGGGCCAGGAGAACCACCAAGGUUUAUCCUCAAACUGGAACAAACCUGAGGGAUGUGGAUUCUCCAGUGUGAGGUAGACUCAGCCUUGUCUAGGAGGGAACCGCCGUGUUUGGGGUUAAAAACCUGGAAAAACGUCCCCAGGUGGGAGAAGUGUUGGGGUUUUUGGAGUUGUUGGUUUCCCUGUUCUUCACGUCCGCAGGAAGUGGGUUCUGUGUGUCUCAUGUUUUAAGAGCUGCAACUAAUGUUUAUAAAGAGCUUGUUAUUUACGUUUUAAGCACUUUAAAAAAAAAAUAAAAGUUGUUCAAGCUGUU
Molecule: messenger RNA, 4461 nt
Organism: Vidua chalybeata
Lineage: Eukaryota; Metazoa; Chordata; Aves; Passeriformes; Viduidae
Product: formin-2-like
Exons: 2
Coding region: 2309-3241 (310 amino acids)
Source: RefSeq, a predicted model, not a curated record